Messenger RNA from Trypanosoma grayi, 1557 nucleotides. Its product is annotated as ABC transporter. The transcript has a single exon. Bases 1 to 1557 code for a protein of 518 amino acids. The record is from RefSeq and is a predicted model, not a curated record. NCBI's taxonomy places the organism in Eukaryota, Euglenozoa, Kinetoplastea, Trypanosomatida, Trypanosomatidae. Gene Ontology annotation, molecular function: ATP hydrolysis activity; ATP binding.
AUGACAGACGUGUUGUACGAUCCUCUCGUCGAUGUUGACGCCGUCUCCUUUGAGUACCCGUUCAGCAGCAACAAUAAGGCGGCUGGAGGCAUCCACGGCGUCAACCUCCGCGUGCACCGCGGCGACCGUGUGCUGGUCGUUGGGCAUAAUGGCAGCGGCAAGUCGACGCUUCUCGCCGUCGUUGCAGGCCGGCGGAAGGCGUCGAAGGGCCGUGCCACUGUGCUUGGCACCGACGCCUUCGACAACACACGUCUGCAGCAGCACGUCGCGCUUAUAGGCAACCCAUGGCCACCGGAGGCGUUCUUUGCCAGCACCGUCGCCAGUAUCGCGUCACCAGCGCCGCUGCUGGAGCGGAGGCAGCGCAUCGCUGACGCGCUUCACCUCCCGCUGCAGCGCUCCGUCAGUAACAUGAGUUCAGGAGAAAAGCGGCGCGUUCAAAUCCUUCACGGCAUGCUGCAGCAGAGCCUUGUCUACCUUCUGGACGAAUGCAGCACGGACAUUGAUGUGGCGGAGCGCAAGACGGUGCUUGAGCUCAUAAAAUCGGAGUGCAGUGUCAACAGAGGGUGUUGCCUGUACGCAACUCACAUUUUUGACGGCGUUAGCAACUGGGCAACGCACGUCCUUUUGAUGCAGAACGGCUGUGUUGUUGAUUUUAAGAAGAUGAAUGAUAUUGAAGAGCCAUUGGAGGUGUUUGCACACAAAUUCCUUGCAAGGCAGCGUGGGGGAUCGUUUAGUCGUGCAAUCCUUGAUGCGCCUGUAACAAAGGAAGUGGAGACAAAUACCAACAUCAACUACAAGGGUGAAGGAGAGCGAACUCUGGCUACUGAAGAGGAGGCUGUUAUCGUGUGCCGGCAGCUGCAGUACAAGGAUAUCUUCAGAGACCUCACUUUUACGAUUUACAAAGGGGAGCGUGUGCUGCUUUGUGGUUGUAACGGGGCCGGGAAGUCGACACUGCUGAAUAUGAUGGGUGGAAAACAGUUCUUCAACAACCGAAGUAAGGCCCUGCGUAUUCUCGGAAAGGCUUGCUACGAGGAUAUGACACUCAACAGCCUUGUUGCGUUCGGCGGUGACUGGUGGACGGUCGCACCACCGGGCGAAGUGCAUGUCAGGGAGAUGCUGCAGCUCCGCACUCCACGGUCACAGCAGUUGUGUGAUCUUCUCGAUGUGGACUUGGAUUGGGACGUCCGCCACAUUUCUCUCGGCCACCAGAAGCGUGUGCAGCUGCUGCUACAUCUUCUGGAAGAUAAGCCCAUUGUUCUCCUCGAUGAAGCGACCUCUGAUCUUGACCUUGACCAACGGCAUGCGUUGCUGUCAUUCCUGUACAACGAGAGCGUCAGUCGCGGCGUGACUGUGGUGUACGCAACGCACAUCUUUGGUGGGUUGGGCAACUGGCCGUCAGCCGUCAUGAUACUUGACCGCACUAAACGAGGCCUCCACGCGAUGUGGCGCAGCGGAGACAGCAACGCAAACGGUGGGGGCAGCAUGGAUUGGCGACGCGUCACGGAUGAGCUUAUCGCCUUAAAGAAGAGGGAGAAUACCGAUUUGACUAGUGCGUAG